ACAAUCAGCUGCUACGAAUCCCGGGUAGUCCCGUCAAAGACCGUAAAAAUUGGCAUUAGUAUUCGACACGCGUGAAACAUUAGGUGGAAAUGAGGUGUUAUAAAUAAAUUAAUUCAGACGUGGAUUUUCCAGGCGAAAUGGCGAGCCUACAAAAGUCUUACCACGACAGGUCGCAGGAUUCUCCUUCAAUGGAAUCGAUCGAGCCUGCUAGUCUACUGGAGGCUAAUAUAAGGGCUGGAGUGACGAAUGAAAAUCAUCUUCAGAGUCUUGGCUUGACAAUGGAACACGGUAGACCAAGAUUCAAGUUAGACGAACCUGUGACCAGCCAGAUUGGUCUCAGCAUGCCAGGGUCUGGUCUAACCACUUUUCCCGCAGCUCCGAUUACUCUGGAUCAAGACGAGGAAUCAUUCGUUGUUUUGGGAAGAGAUUCAAUGAAUUCGAUACAAACCUCUUCGAUGGCAUCAUAUGCUCAGAUUCAACAGAAGAGUAUGUCGACUGAUUACAGCUCGUUGAUUUCCUCAUUGAGCAUUGAAGAGACGCAAAAAAAGAUCAAGGAACUACUUCAAGAAAAUGUCAAACUCAAGGAAACGUUGAAGCAAAAUAAUUUGGCCAUGAAACAACAGUUCAAUGUUUUGGCAGCGUGGCAAGAAGAGAUAAUGAAAGUGCAUCAGAGCCAUAAGCAAAAAUUCACUGAAACUAAGGCACUAAUCAAUCAGUUGAGGAAGGAAAACACAGAAUUAAAACUCAAGGCUGCAAAGGACUUGGUAUCGUCGAACACCAACGAUUCACGGAUGGGAGAGCUAGAAGCCCAGCUGCAAAAAACCAUACUUUCCCAAAGUGCACUUCAGUCUGCAAGGGAAGUUGAACUUGAAGAGGAAAAUUCUAAGCUAGUUAAGGAACUGACUGAUGCAAAGAUAGCUUGUAACGGGUUGACCGCUGAUGUCGAACGUUACACAGCUUUAUCCAACCGCCUUAGUCUGCAGUUAAAGCAGGCUGAGUUCACAAUUCAAAAGUUGAAACUUGACUUGGAAAAAUUGAACUUAAAUUUAAAGGAAAAAGAAGAGCUGGCAAGCCUUGCAGAUUUCAGUAUAGUUUCUACGUCAGAACAAACCAAGCCAUCCACACCGUGGCAAGAUAAAAUUAUUGAACAAGAAAAGGAGAUUGAAUAUCUUCGUGGACUGACCAAUUCUUUGGAAUGCCAGUUGAAUCUUUCCUCUCAAAAUACAUUUGUGCCAAUUGAAAUUCGAACUAGUGACUCCAGCCAUCAGCCCUCUCCAGAUCGUGUGCAGUUCAACGAAAAUGUAAAACAAUACAACGAAAUAUUAGUCCGUUUAACGGAAUAUUAUGCUAACUAUGCAACGCGAUAUAUUGAUGUACAAGAGUGUCUGAAGGAAUCGAUCGACCUUUUGCAAGACUUAGAGCAUACGAAAAAGAAAGAAGGACUUGGUGUUAAUGAGCAGGAAAGGUGUGACAAGAUAAAAAGCUGCCAAGCCAGAUUGACCGAAGAGUGGCGGGCUAUGAUUAACGAAAAGCAAGAGUUGACCAAAGCUCAAACUCAAUUCCAAAAAAUAUUCUCCGAUUACAACUCGUUGUUGUACGAGCUGGAAAUUUUGCACGAGGAAAAUGAUAAGCUGAGUUCCUCAAAAGAAAACAAUGUCAAAGUGGCGGUGACACAAGAAAGUCCACAAAAAUCGGCAACUGACGAUGAGCAAAAUUUGGCCAAGCAAAAACUACUUCUAAAAGCUAUGGAAUCAAGUAUUUUGCAAGAAAAAAAUAAUCUGCGUGAAGAAAAGAAAGCAAUCGAUGCACUGAAAGCUGAACGUAAAAAACAGGAUCAAGAGGAAGUGAUAAAAUUGCAAGGAAGCAUCAAAAAUUUACAGACUAGAAACGUAUUCUUAGAAAAAUGUCGAACAACUGAUAAGGAAAAAGUCGAGCAAUUGAAUCUGGAGAUUAAAUCUUUGAAAUCAGAGGCUGAAAGAAUCCUUGUGUUACAAGAACAAUUGGAAAUUUACAAGGCAGAUUUUAACGAGGAAAGAGAAGCCAGGGAACGACUGUCAGGAGAAAAUGAUGUACUUAUUCAACAAUUGAAAAAUAUGCGUCAGAUGCACGUGGAUUUCGUUAAAAAGUUGGAAGGGAAUUCGUCGCCAAGAGGACAACAGCAGUCGCAGCAACAACAACAACAACGACACCAACAACAACAACAAUCAGCAACGGCUAGUGGAGACGAACGUCGUGGAAUGGAUUCGGACGAUGUACCAACCUCAAUAAUCACUGCAUUUUCAUGUCCAAAGUGCAGCCUGUCUUUCAGAGCGCUAAGACCUCUCCAGGAGCACGUCGAAGUAUGUUUAGAUCUUCAGUGACGGUAUCUUGGCAUUUUUUUUUUUUUUAAUACAGUUUUCCAGCCAUUACUGUUACUUCUGUGGUAAGUUCAAAAGUAGUGGUGAACGGCAUGGAUGGCAUCUUUGCACUGUAAUCGACUGAAUAUGAUUGUCCUCAACCACUCAUUAUUGAGCAACAGGAUGGAUUUCAACUUCUCUGUUUCCUGUAGUUUCACGCAGUAGAGCCUUUGUACAGAUAUUACCAUGUAGAAUAACAAUUUUUAUCUACCCUAACUUAGACGUAAUAUGUGUAUAACGUGUUUAGUUUGUAACGAGAUUACUCAAAUAUGUAUUAUCAACAUUAUUUUCGACAUGUAACAAUGUGAUUUAUUAUUGUGACGAUUUGUUUUAGAAUUUUAUCCUUUAUUUCUUAUUCACUUCAUUUAUCAGUUUUCAUAGGGCGAUGAUUGUAUUCUCUAUAAAAUAAAAAAGUCAAAUUAUCUAACAAUAUAGAAAAAAAGAUAUGACCGAAAAGUUCGGUGCUUAUUUUCAGAUAUAGUAUACAAAUAAAAAUAUUGAAAUAA
Diprion similis is the source of this 2902-nucleotide messenger RNA. It is a transcript of the gene key, whose product is annotated as optineurin. Gene Ontology annotation, biological process: regulation of canonical NF-kappaB signal transduction. The transcript is spliced from 9 exons. Gene Ontology annotation, molecular function: K63-linked polyubiquitin modification-dependent protein binding. Gene Ontology annotation, cellular component: nucleus; cytoplasm. The record is from RefSeq and is a predicted model, not a curated record. The coding region runs from base 138 to 2360 and encodes 740 amino acids. Lineage: Eukaryota; Metazoa; Arthropoda; Insecta; Hymenoptera; Diprionidae.